Clonostachys solani is the source of this 2694-nucleotide messenger RNA. NCBI's taxonomy places the organism in Eukaryota, Fungi, Ascomycota, Sordariomycetes, Hypocreales, Bionectriaceae. The record is from the annotation of a GenBank genome assembly.
AUGCCAGAAGGAGCUGAAGGGGAAAAUGCCAAUAAGCUCAAAGUUUUAUCUGCCGGCGACCCAAUAGAGUUCAAGAGAGAAGGGCUUCUACAGUUUGUGUAUCAAGUAUCAAAUAACUUGAUCGAGGACCAAGACGAGGUGAUUGACGAAGAUGGGGAUGAGAGUCAAGAUUAUGACGAGAUGGGGGUGAGAACGAUACGAAUAUUUAGGGGCUUUUGUCUCCCUCUGAGCGUGUGGAAGGAGUUCAUCUCUCAGACGUUGAAGCAACCCACCGGCAAGGCGUUUCUGGAGAACCUAUUUGAGGCAGCUGCCAACACCCAGUCUCUUGACAUUUGUGAGACAUUGCUCGAAAUAGGCGCUGAUCCCAAUAGGCUCAUCAUGACAGAAUCAUGUCAUGUUCAGCGACCUAUUCAACUGGCUGUCGAAUAUUGGGUUGGUAACGAAGAGUUUCUACCGCUUUUAAUUCGUUUCGGAGCAGAUGUGAAUCUGGUUAGCGGCGAGGAAGACUCAUGCCCCGCACUCUUCAAGGCGGCAAAAGAACACACACUACAGUCUGUACAGGCAUUGGUAAAUGCCGGAGCAAAUCUUUGGGCUUCAAUUGAGCACGAGGAGGUGAUGUAUACAGCUCUUGCGGCGGCUGUUGAAUCCGACUGGAGACACUCACAUGAGUCAGACGACGAUGAAGAAGAACAGGAGGGGAGCUGUUGCAGACGCGGGGUCGAAAUCCUAAAAUAUCUCCUACCCAACUACGAUAGAGAGGAUGAUCAUGAGAUGAUACAGAGUGCCCUAGUCAUGGCUGCCACGCGCGGGCGAAAAGACUUGGCAGCAAUUCUUCUAGACGCUGGUGCAGAUGCGAACGAGGCAUCUGUUCAGGGGUAUACGCCGCUCAUCUGUGCCGUGCACCACUCCUACAAAGCUCACAUGGUGUCAAUGACUCAGCUUCUCCUUGAUAACGGUGCUGAUCCUAAUAUGGGGACUUAUGAGUCAAGGGGCAUUGAUAUGGGUCCCAUCCAUAUUGCAGCGUCCAAAGGAGGAGAGGAAAAGAUGCUGGCACUGCUUCUCAGUUAUGGGGCUGAUAUGAACGCUCCGGCAUAUUCAGCUACAAACACCGAGGCAUCCCAAUGCUGGGAUUCAGAGGGCGGUGACUCGGAUUGUGGAUCGUAUGGGAACGGAAAGGGGAGCAGGACCGCCCUCCAGCUUGCUCUAGUGCCCUCUUCUUCGAGCUAUAGGGCCAAAUCCAGUAGCUCGGCUCUGCUUUUACUUCGAGCUGGGGCGAAUCUUACGGGCGGUGAAUUUGCCUCGGCGGCAGCGUUCAAUAGCAUCGAACUGAUGCAAGAACUUGUACGUCGUGGCGUUGAUGUCAAUGAUGUAGACUUGUCUGGCCGUAACGCCUUGGAAAUAUGCAUUGAGCACCAGCACGUGGGCCUCGUCGAAUAUCUCAUCCAAAUCGGCACCAGUAUGGAUCGACCGAAUCUGAUCAAAUCAGCCUGCGGAGGAGGGAAUCGUCAAAUCGUGAAACUUAUUCUCGACCACGGUGCACCCCUCCAGUGUGUAGGAAAUCAAGGAUCUCUCCUAGUCGCCGCGGCGAAAAGCAAGAACUGGGAGCUCAUGUCUUGGUUGAUGGAUCAAAAGGAUCUUCCAUACAGCUCCCGCGCUCUCUGCUUGGCCGUGACCUCAGGAAUAGGUGCCGAUCAGAGAAACGAAAUUCAUCUUGCCACACUACUGAGGAAAAGGCCCCAGAAUAAGACCGGUGAUAUCCUCGAAGGAUCAGCAUUAGCAUAUGCAGCCUUCUGGAACCAACAUUGGGUCACCAGUCGUCUACUGAAGUUUAGGCAUGCUGGAGAUUGCAUUCUACCCCUGGUUGAAGAUAUUGGCUAUUAUAUUCUUAUGGAGGGACCCUACCAGCUUAAGCGGAGUUACGAAACACAAAGACAGUAUUGGGAUGAUCCGAAUGCGAUUCGGUGUUCUGUCAUCCUUCCUUUUAUUCUAGCCAAUAAUUGGACGUCUGUCCGACGGUUGAUGGACGCAGGCUACCGACCAGACCGUCUAUCGUUGCUUGUAGCGACCAGGAGUCACCCUUUGCCAGAAAUUCAGCAUCUCACCUCUCACAUGCACAUAUUAGAUAUCAACAAAGGUUCACGUGGAAAGUUGGAGACACCGCUUCAAGCAGCUGUCAGAUCACGGCGCCGCGAUGUUGUUGACCACUUGCUUGAUCUAGGCGUCGACGUCAAUGCCUUACCAACCAGUCUAGCUCUCGGCUACGAAGAGGACGAUAGGUUGAUCCCUGCUCGCACUGCAUUACAGCACGCGGUCGCACUUAGGGAUCUACCAAUGGUAGACUUGCUUCUUGAUGCUGGCGCGGACGUAAAUGCCCCAGCGGCAAAGUUUAACGGUGCCACAGCACUACAGAUCGCGGCCGCAACCGGGCAGAUAGGUCUUGCCAGGAGGUUGAUUGCAUUAGGCGCUGAUAUUGAUGCUCCGGGGGCCGAAUACGGUGGGCGGACGGCACUGGAGGCGGCGGCAGAGAGAGGUCGGCUGGAUAUGGUGCAGUUCUUGUUAGAAUGUGGCGUGUGUUCAGACCAGUAUGAAACUGCCAUGGAUAUCGCGUUGGCUCAUGGGUAUAUGGCCACGGUGGAAACCAUCCAGGAAUGGAUGCCCAGCGAAGGUAGUGUGGAUGAAGACGGGGGAAUAUAG